GAACCUACAGUCCAGCUUUGGCCUUGGUUGCCGCAGUAGAGCUUGUCCGGUGCGAGCUAGUGAGGAAAUCCCAGAGGCUUAGCUAUUCUGCAGAGUAGACGAAGAGGCGCCUGCGCGUGCAGAAGGCAGGAAGCUCGAUCCCCAAAGAGAAAAGAAAGCAAGCAGGAGCUUCGGGGCAGAACCGAACUGUUCAGGGUCGCUUGAGGCCGGUCUCGGUCAGCGCCAGUCUUUUCUAGGCCAUGGUACAAGAGGAUCUCUAAGUGAUUCCCCAGGAGCUGAUUUAUGAGGAAACAUGCCCUGCACGUGUACCUGGAGGAACUGGAGGCAGUGGAUUCGACCUUUAGCUGUGGUCAUCUACCUGGUGGCCAUAGUCGUUGCGGUUCCCCUGUGCGUGUGGGAACUGCAGAAACUGGAGGUUGGAAUACACACCAAGGCUUGGUUUAUUGCAGGAAUCUUUUUGCUGCUGACGAUACCCAUAUCGCUAUGGGGAAUCCUACAACAUCUCGUGCAUUACACGCAACCUGAGCUGCAAAAGCCAAUCAUAAGGGUUCUAUGGAUGGUACCCAUAUACAGUUUAGAUAGUUGGGUAGCUUUGAAAUAUCCCAGGAUUGCAAUAUAUGUGGAUACCUGCAGAGAAUGCUAUGAAGCUUAUGUCAUUUACAACUUUAUGAUAUUUCUUACCAAUUAUCUAACUAAUCGAUAUCCAAAUCUGGUAUUAAUCCUUGAAGCCAAAGAUCCACAGAAACAUUUCCCUCCUUUAUGUUGCUGUCCACCAUGGGCUAUGGGAGAAGUGUUGCUGUUUCGUUGCAAACUGGGUGUGCUGCAGUACACAGUGGUCAGACCGGUCACCACCAUCGUCGCUUUAAUCUGUGAGCUGCUCGGUAUAUAUGAUGAAGGAAAUUUUAGCUUUUCAAAUGCUUGGACUUAUUUGGUCAUAAUAAAUAAUAUGUCACAAUUGUUUGCCAUGUACUGCCUUCUGUUAUUUUACAAAGUACUAAAGGAAGAACUGAGUCCAAUCCACCCUGUUGGCAAAUUUCUGUGUGUAAAAUUGGUGGUUUUUGUUUCUUUUUGGCAAGCAGUGGUCAUUGCUUUGCUGGUAAAAGUUGGCGUUAUUUCUGAGAAGCAUACGUGGGAGUGGCAGACUGUAGAGGAGGUGGCCACAGGACUGCAGGACUUUAUUAUCUGUAUUGAGAUGUUCCUGGCUGCAAUUGCUCAUCAUUACACAUUUUCUUACAAACCAUAUGUCCAAGAAGCAGAAGAGGGCUCAUGUUUUGAUUCUUUUCUUGCCAUGUGGGAUGUUUCAGAUAUCGCAGAUGAUAUUUCUGAACAAGUAAGGAAUGUUGGACGGACAGUCAGGGGACAUGCUAGGAAGAAAUUUUUUCCUGAGGAUCAAGAUCAAAAUGAACAUACAAGCUUAUUAUCUUCAUCAUCUCAAGAUGCAAUUUCCAUUGCCUCUUCUAUGCCACCUUCACCCAUGGGUCACUACCAAGGGUUUGGACACACAGUAACUCCUCAGUCUACACAUACAAUGGCUAAUAUCCCUGAUGAAAUACUUAAUGACACUACAGAAGAGAAAAAAGAGCCUUCAGAAAAAUCUGUGGACUCCUGAACAAUGUGCAAAAGCAAACCAUGCUGCAUCUGUGAUAUUUCAUCACCUGGAAUCCCAUGGAUUGGGAUAUUGUGCUUGGGACAAGCCAUAAUGAUGCAGAAUUUCAAAACAAAGACAAGUAAAAAGCCAGGUACGACUACUGGAUUUAUAUACAUAUACAUAUACAUAUAUAUAUAUAUAUAUAUAUGAGUUUUGUAUAUCGUAAUUGGUCCACAUUUCCUAGACUUAGACUUGAUUCCUUAACUCUAGAGUGUUGCAUACUGAGAUGGUAGAAAAUGACUCCAACUAAAAUGCUUCAGAUACCACAUUGCUGUAUCAAGAGGAUGGAUAUAAAAAAUGCUUCCUACCACUGCUGCAUGAAUAUAAUCCUCUGGACAGAAAGCAUAAUACAGAAAUAAGAUGUAGUGGAACUUAAUCAUGUGCCAUAUAAGUUUACCUAACAGUUAUUUCUCUAUUUCUCAACUGGAUGUCUUUCAAUAAAUAAGAA
Molecule: messenger RNA, 2096 nt
Organism: Fukomys damarensis (Damara mole-rat)
Lineage: Eukaryota; Metazoa; Chordata; Mammalia; Rodentia; Bathyergidae
Gene: Tmem184c
Product: transmembrane protein 184C
Exons: 11
Coding region: 293-1609 (438 amino acids)
Biological process (GO): transport
Molecular function (GO): transporter activity
Source: RefSeq, a predicted model, not a curated record